Molecule: messenger RNA, 1239 nt
Organism: Lachancea thermotolerans CBS 6340
Lineage: Eukaryota; Fungi; Ascomycota; Saccharomycetes; Saccharomycetales; Saccharomycetaceae
Gene: UBX4
Product: Ubx4p
Exons: 1
Coding region: 1-1239 (412 amino acids)
Molecular function (GO): protein binding
Source: RefSeq, a predicted model, not a curated record
AUGUCAUUAGUCAGUGUGGUGUACAAAUUUAGCACCUAUAAAGCCAAGGCAGAACCCGGUUGCGUGCUGAACGAAGUGCUUCAAAAGAGUGUUGUUCAUUUUAAAGUGGAAUCGGAGAAUAAGUCAUGGAUCCUAACUCACCACGGCAAGGAAUUGCCCCUAACUGUACCUCUGAGACUGUUGAAUCUUCCCAAAGGCGCCAAACUGGAGCUGAACCAUUGUAUCGAGAAAGCAGCAAGCGAAGCGAAAAUGUUUAGGGUUAAAUUCCAAGUUUUGGGUAGAGGUGUGGAAGUUGUCGCAGUUCAGCAAUCCGAUAGUAUCAUUAAAACAAUUGAAAACAUCUGCGAGAAAAAUAGUUGGACCCUUGACCCCCAAGUUUUGAAAUUGCAGUGUUUUUCGAAAGUUUGGAACUAUGAAGCCCUUGUGACUGCCUCUUUCGCUCAUCUCGGAAUAUUGGAAGAUGUAGCUGUAAGACUGACCAUAUCGAACUCUGUUGUGCCUGCGAAACCCUCAGUGGAGAAAACACCUUCCCUAGUUGAAUACAAAAAGGAUCACACACCGCCCCAAAUUGCUGAAAAGCCACUUCUGCAUGAAGUCUUGGCGUAUGUACCAAAUGAGACGCCUUCGACAGCCACUAAACAGAAUGUGGCGGAUGAAGAUUAUGAAGUCUCAAUAGGGCAGUUCAAGAGCUAUCAAAGAACAAUCUCGAAGAGCGCUGGUAGUAAUGAACUGCUUACCAAACGCAUGCGCGAGGAACAAGAAAAUGCUAAAAAGCAUGUUAUAGACCAGUGCAAUAUAAGAGUUCGAUUUCCAGACCGUGCUUGCAUUGAUAUCAACUUCAAUCCAGACGAGACCAUGAAUUUGGUCUAUGAGGCCAUAAAAAGGUGCUUAGCGGACAGAACCGUAUCUUUUAGACUGUAUUACUCUCACCCACACAAAGAGAUUGAGGACAGUGAAGCAAAACUGGUCGCAGAUUUAGGUUUUGGAUCGAAAACACUCUUGGUUUUCGAAACUAAUCAUAAGGGACCAUAUCUAAAGGAAGAGCUUCUACAAAAAGCUAAGACUCUGGCAGAUGCUCAAAGUGCCGCAUUGCAAGAGCAACGUGGAUCCCGAACGAACGAACUUGGUGAGGAAACAAGUCACGCACAAAGUAAUAAGGUAGGGGAAAGUUCCGUCAAAUCUUCUGCAGGGCUGCGAAUGGGCCAGAAGCCCAAGUGGCUAAAGCUCGGAAAAAAAUAG